Molecule: messenger RNA, 1167 nt
Organism: Clonostachys solani
Lineage: Eukaryota; Fungi; Ascomycota; Sordariomycetes; Hypocreales; Bionectriaceae
Source: the annotation of a GenBank genome assembly
AUGAAUAACUACAGAAUGGCUCCCUUUGUGUUAUUUAAUUUCUUCUAUAUUCUCUUCUUCCAUCUCUUUAUCUACGCUGUUGCCGCUGACCCCUCGGUUAGCAUUGCCGCAGCCUACGAUGCCGAGAUCAAUGAUGGUUGGGCACGUUAUCUGUAUUGGCUACGGCCAGACGGCAAAAUUGUGAUGCAGGGCCGAGAUACGGCUCCCAUGGAACGGGAGGAGAUUCAACAAACAGUGAAGCCCCAAGAUAAUUCCCCCCUUGCCGCUCUUUAUCGCCGUAAGGACACCGGGGCACGUGAGCUUUUCGUAUCGUACAUCGAUAAAGAGGGUAAUGUGAUUGACGUCGCGUGCCGCCAUGAAGGAAACAAAUAUGUCGAUUGGAGUACUCAUCAGCUGAAGUACAAGGCAUCCUCUGGACUCGCUCUCGCUGAAGCGGACCAUAAGCUUCGACGGUUUUACAUUGACAACGAGGAUUAUGUCACACAAGCGAUGGACGACAAUAUAAUUCGACUUGGACCAAAGGCUGCGCGGGGAUCCCAAGUCUCUGCUACAGUCCCUAUCGGGUCUACUGACAUUCAUGUCUUCUUCGUUUCUGAGGAUAAGAAAUCUCUUGCUUCUCUGACAUUUAACGGAAAGAACAACAAGUGGUCUAUAGGCCAUCUACCUGCUAUCAAGGAUUUCACCAAAGAUCCAAAGUCCGGUUUCUCCGCUGCGGCCUGGUCUAAUCCCUCAAUCAUCCGGGUGUUCUACAUCAAUGAAGACCGGCUUACGAGUGAGUGGACGUUAGAUGGCGGGUCGUGGACCAACACAACCGAUACCCUGUCGACCGGACUCGGGGCCGAGCCUUAUGGCCCCGUUGCGGCUUCUCGCAGCGUGAAUGGCUCGGGGAGAUACCUCGAAUAUUUCUACACCGCAGAUGGGGGCCAGAUCAAUUACCUGGCCAAGAACUCUGAAUAUAGCGCUCCCUUCAAGAUUGAGGUUUCCAAUUUCGAUUUCCCCAAGGCUCAGCCACUCUCGAGAGAGGAGAAGAUUAACCUUGGCAUUGGCAUUGGGGUAGGUCUUGGGGUUGGCAUUCCGACCUUUAUUGUUGCCGUUAUAGGAUUGAAAUGUUGGAAACGACGCAGGGGAAAGGACCUAGAAACAACAAGCAGCAGUGAUCAAGACUAA